CUUGAUGGCACCGUUAUUGAUUAUUUCAAAGGAAUGAAUGAUUUAGAGAAACGAAGGAUUGCUUUUGUUGGUGAUGCCACACAAAGGAUACAGGUAUUUUCGGACUAUUAUUAUUGUUUUUAUUAG
Molecule: messenger RNA, 126 nt
Organism: Gongylonema pulchrum
Lineage: Eukaryota; Metazoa; Nematoda; Chromadorea; Rhabditida; Gongylonematidae
Source: the annotation of a GenBank genome assembly